GUCUUCGGCAAAUUGCUGCGCCGCGAGCAGCCCGUGCGCGUGCUCCACGAGGACGAGACCUACUUCGCGUUCCGCAACAUCAAGCCCUACGCGCCGCUCGCGGGCCUCGUCAUCCCGAAGCGGCGCCUCCUCCAGGACCCGGACGCGCUGGGACCCGAGGAUUUGCCGGUCGUCGAGGACCUCAAGCGCAUCGCGCUCGACAUCUGCGCGCGCGAGAAGCCCGACGCGUUCAAGGCCAACGACUACUGGCUCCGCUUCCAUCGCCGGCCGUUUAACAGCGUGGACCACCUCCACCUCCACGUCCUCGCGCCCGUCAGCCAGGUGUCGGUCUGGACGACGCUCGUCUUC
Messenger RNA from Aureococcus anophagefferens, 348 nucleotides. RefSeq lists its product as hypothetical. The annotation marks the transcript as partial. The transcript has a single exon. Lineage: Eukaryota; Pelagophyceae; Pelagomonadales; Pelagomonadaceae. The record is from RefSeq and is a predicted model, not a curated record. Gene Ontology annotation, molecular function: catalytic activity.